Messenger RNA from Dimorphilus gyrociliatus, 335 nucleotides. NCBI's taxonomy places the organism in Eukaryota, Metazoa, Annelida, Polychaeta, Dinophilidae. The record is from the annotation of a GenBank genome assembly.
GUAAACAUUUUUAGCAAAGUGAGAGAGUUAAAAUGCUAAGUUCUAAACUUAUCACUGUUUUGGGUGCUAUCUUAGUGUGUUCAUUAGUUUUCAGUGCAGCUACUGAGACUGCUAAUGAAAACACAGAUUUGGAGCAAUGUAAAAUUUUUUUCAAUAAAGCUUUAGAAAUCAUUCGCUCUGGAAGAGAUAAACGACAAAAAACAUACGCAGAUUAUGGAUGGGGAGGUGGUAGAUUUGGAAAGAAGAGAAGCAGUGAUGCUGAUUUUAAAAAGAGAAUCGCCCAUGAUCUACUUCAAGUUGGAGGAAGAUUUGGAAGAGAUGUUAAAAACGUUUAA